Messenger RNA from Eublepharis macularius, 2493 nucleotides. RefSeq names its product protein PML-like. The coding region runs from base 128 to 1660 and encodes 510 amino acids. Gene Ontology annotation, molecular function: zinc ion binding; ubiquitin-protein transferase activity. NCBI's taxonomy places the organism in Eukaryota, Metazoa, Chordata, Lepidosauria, Squamata, Eublepharidae. The record is from RefSeq and is a predicted model, not a curated record. Gene Ontology annotation, cellular component: chromatin; nucleoplasm; PML body. Gene Ontology annotation, biological process: PML body organization; intrinsic apoptotic signaling pathway in response to DNA damage; positive regulation of DNA-templated transcription. The transcript has 9 exons.
GUCCCUCCCCUUGCUCGUCACCCGCAGAAAACGAAACUAAUUUUUCCAAAGGCGCAAAGGACUUUUCUUUUUCUGCACCGUCCGGACGGAUACAUUCAUUUCUGGGAUCCACUUGCAAACGCAGAAAAUGGAGGAAGAAUUUCAGUUCCUGUUGUGUGAGAAAUGCAAGAAAGAAGCUCAGAACCCCAAACUCCUCAGCUGUCUUCACACCUUGUGCUCCGAGUGCAUCGAAGAAAACAAGCCCAUCGGCCGCUGUCCGGUUUGCACGGUUGUCGUCCGCCAAUCCCAGGACAACCUCCUCUUCACGCAACUGCAAGCCAGUCUGAACACCUACCGGAAGAUAGCCACCGGCAAAGAGUUACUGUGCCUCCGUUGUAAAAUGGCGGCAGAGUUUUGGUGCUCCGAAUGCAAAGAGUUGCUUUGCAUGAAAUGCUACGAGGCCCACCAGUGGUAUUUAAAGCAGAAGAGCCACGAGGCCCAGAAACUGGAGGAUGUGAAGAUGGAUUCCGCCACCAAAUUCCUGGCAGGCAUGCGGAAGUUCUGCACGCUCUUCUGCUCCAAUGUAUCUCACAGUAAUCAGGGUCAGAUUGCAAAUAUUUAUUGUCGCCAGUGCUGCAAACCUCUGUGUUGCUCCUGUGCCGUGCUGGACAACGAACACUGCAAAUUCUACUGUGACAUCAACGUGGAAAUCCAGCAGAGGAAGGCGGAGCUGCGGAGGAUGAACGAGGAUCUGCAGGAGAAGAAGAAUUGUUACGAGCAGACCUACGGCGACCUCCAGCAACAGGCGAAGGAGAUGGAGAAGGUGCGGAACAAAACCCAGGAGCAGAUUCGAGAAAAAGUGGAGGAGAUGGUCCAGUGGAUACGGCAGAAGGGAGAGCAGCUCCAGGAGGAAGUGGACAAGCAGAUGCAGAAAGAGUGUGAGGACAUCGAGGCAAAGCUGCGGGAGAUGGAGCGCGUGGUCAACCGGAUGAAAACCAGCAAGCAGCUGGUGGAGAAGAUGAGCGACUUUGCUUCCGACCAGGAGGUGAUAGACAUGCACCCGUUCAUCAAGGAGUCGCUGGAAGAGCUCAAGAAGGAGAAGGUGUCUUUGCCGGGGCAGAGGGUCCAGAUAAGGAACUUUGCGGAGAUCAAAAACAAGCUCCAGGCUCUUUGUGACAAAGUGAUGGGGCAGAAAGAUCUUGCCGCUCCCAACAAUGUGCCGCCUUCUGCUCCUGCAAUCAACUCGGCAGUUCUGCAUAACGAGAUCAGCCAUCCCAACCCCCCGGGGAAACAAACACCUUUGUAUACCAUCAACCUUGCAAAGAGUCUUCAUGGAUUCACCCCUUCCAUAACCACCCCAAGAAAGCGACCUCCAAAUCAAUGUGAAAAAUCCAUCCAGGCCUCCCCAAAGUUGCUGAAGCACGAAGCGCAUGACAGCCAGGAAGGAGAAACCUCUGCUGGUCUCACCCAAGACACAACAACGUGCAUUUCUUGUUCCCACGAAAUGACCCCAGAGAAAAACCAGAGAAUCACCAUCAGCUCAGCUGACGUGGAUCAUUCUCCCCCAGAAAUCUAUGAAUCAGAGGUCGGCAGUAUCGUGAUCAGCAGUUCCGAGGACACAGAUGUUGACACCGUGCUGCUUGCAUCAAGAAUGGAAGAACACUCCACCCAUCCCCACUGACGCUCUUCGUGUUCCAAAAGGCCGUCUGGCUGGAUUACUUCUCUUUCUCGUCGUGUGCGAGGGUAGCUCUUGAGCCCUUCUGAAGUGAUUCUAAAAAGUGCUUUUAUGGCCUGCGUUUUCCAUUCUCCAUCUUGUUUGCUAAAAUGGCCGCAUCUCAUUGUAUCAUGAACAUUUCCUUCCCGGCUUGCAGUUUUGCUAUCUUCCCAAGAAUGUAUUCAUGUGCACGUAUCUCGAUGGUUGUACUGGACGCUUGCUUCUAAGUCCUACGAGUGCAAGAUUAAGUUGAGCAUUACGUGUCCCGUUGCUACGCGUGCCCGUUCCUCUUGGCGCAGUGUACAACAAAAGGGCUUUAAAGUGCCCCUGCAGCACUAGUGGCCAGUUGCCAUGGGCAGCAGUGCUAAUGGUUGCAGCAGAUUGUCAGAAGUUGGUUGCAGUAGCCCGAUUAGAUGCUACUUUUACUUAAUGCCCAUGCUGAGGAAGAGUGUUUGGUUUCUGUAAAGGUCCUUAGGACUUUUAUUUAAAAGAAGGAAUUAUUGCAAUAGGACAAGUUUCUCAAAAGUGAGGCUGAACCACCUGCCAAGGUUUUAUGCCUCCUCUUUCAGGACUGAAAAAAUGACUAAAAUUUAAUCACUACAUUUCAUAGAGAUUUCAACAUCACUCCAUGUUCUAAGCAGUAGAACGCAGUUUGCAGCGAUCACGAUCGCCUAAUAUUCUCCUCCUUAAAAGGAAAUCUUAUUUCGGUGCUUUCUCUGUCUUGAUUCUGUAACGUUUGUAACAUUUUGAAACUUUUAGAUUGUUCAGAUCAGUAUUAAAUAGUCCAACAAACGCUUCCC